AUGUUUGAAGACAGAUUCAUGGGUAUUGGAGGUUUUUCUGGCGAUUUUAACCUAGGACGAGCUUCGGAUCGUCGUCUUCCUAAUGGGUUUCUUCAGAAUCUCGAAACAAACCCGUUUCUGACGAGCCAGUGCUUUAAUCAGAGUAGUAAUGGUCUUGAUUUGUGCAAAAAGCUUAGCAAAAUGGGUAUCUCUUGUGACAUGAGUAUUUGGAGCAGCAGACCCGAACCGUUCCGGGUCGACCCGAGAGAUUUUGGGUCUAGAGGAAGCCUCCAUGGGUUUCCUGGGUUUGAUCAAAAUCUGAGUGCAGCUUCUCGGAUUCGCAACGUUUCCUCUGGUUUUCUUCAAAACACCUUCCACGGAGUUUCUCCGGGAGAGCUUCGGUUGCUUGGGUUUCAAGAUUCCGUUAACCCCAACGGGUUUGAAGAGAUGAUGACUUUUAAAAACCACAGAGUUUCUCUCUUUGACCAUAUGAAUCGACCCACAAAGCGUUCUUCUAUCUCUCUCAGAGGCGUCACUCUUCAGAACGAUGCGUUAAAGGGUGGUUCAUUGAUGUUUGAAGGAAAUAGAGUUUCUCGAGGAAACAGGGUUUCUCGAAGUCUAGCCGCCAUGGAAGCUUCUGGAGAGCUUGGAGCUUUUUAUCCAGAGGAUAGACUCAGAGGCGUCUCUCUUCGGAACGAUGCGUUAGUAUUUGAAGGAAAUAGGGUUUCUCCAGCCCUAGCCGCCAUGGAAGUCUCCGAAGCUUCUAGUCUGAUCGGUCAAGGCUCCUAUGGGAAAAUGAAUCCAAAGAACCGUACUGGUUUGCCUCUGGAUCUCGUGUCCAUGGUUAACAUCUACGGAUCUGUGAACUUAAUGGCAAAAGACCAGAUUGGUUGCAGAGUUUUGCAAAUAUUGGUUGAUGAAGGAACAUUUCCUGAUUUUAAAGUUCUGUUCUUUGAAAUUAUUAACCAUGUCGUUGAACUUUCCAUGGAUCCUUUUGGGAAUUACAUCGUCCAGAAGCUAUUAGAUGUGUGUGAUGAGGAACAGAGGAUGUUAAUUGUGAGUGUUUUGACCUCAAAAUCAACGGAGCUCAUCAAAAUCUGUCUCAACAAUUAUGGGACACGAGUUGUCCAGAAGAUGAUCGAAACAGUGAAGACAAAACAGCAGAUUGAGAUGGUGAAGUCUAGUCUCAAACCAGGCUUUCUUGCUCUUGUGAAAGAUUUGAAUGGGAACCAUGUGAUACAGACUUGCUUGAAUUCUCUUGGUCCUAACGACAAUAAGUUUGUGUUGGAAGCUGCUACGAGGUACUGUGCUGAGAUUGCAACUCACCGUCAUGGAUGCUGUGUGCUUCAGUGCUGCAUUUCAAACUCUGUUGGAGCGCAACGUGAGAUACUCGUUGAUGAGAUAUCCAGAAACUCACUUCACCUUUCUCAGGAUCCUUACGGGAACUACGUGGUGCAGUACCUAAUAGAGCAAAAUGUUCCAUCAAUGAAGUUACUGAUGCAGUUUAGAAUGCAUUACGUGGAGUUAGCGACACAGAAAUUCAGUAGCCAUGUGGUGGAGAAAUGUCUAAAGCAUUAUCCAGAGAGUCGAGCUGAGAUUGUCCGGGAGCUUCUCUCUGUUCCAAACUUUGAAUAUAUCUUGCAGGAUCCUUUUGGAAACUACGUUAUCCAAACUGCUCUUUCUAAGACCAAGGGUCGUGUUCAUACGCGGUUGGUGGAGCAAGUUCAUAGGUAUGGGAUUCUCAAGUCGAGUCCUUAUUGCAAGAAAAUAUUCUCCAACCGUAUCUUGAAUAAGUGA
Molecule: messenger RNA, 1776 nt
Organism: Eutrema salsugineum
Lineage: Eukaryota; Viridiplantae; Streptophyta; Magnoliopsida; Brassicales; Brassicaceae
Product: pumilio homolog 9
Exons: 6
Coding region: 1-1776 (591 amino acids)
Biological process (GO): post-transcriptional regulation of gene expression
Cellular component (GO): cytoplasm
Molecular function (GO): mRNA binding
Source: RefSeq, a predicted model, not a curated record